AUGGUCGAGUCAUCCGCCAUCGAGCCCGACUCCAAGGUCUCAUCGCCGUUCCAGACGACUCCGCGGGCUCGCUCGCCUUCGUGCGCCGCGGCGCCCAACUUUCUCAGUGACCGCGCGGCCAGCACCGAGAUUGACGGGACUGACAGCAGUGCCGGGCGCCCGAACCCGACGACGUUCCCGUUCGAGAGCAUCACGCUCAACAUCAAGCCUCCGCUCGACGGGCGUUCCUCCGAGUCUGUCGCUGUGCAACUGGACGGCGAGGCGCUGAACGAGGCACUGCAGUACGGCCCCAGUGCGGGCCUCUCGAGCAUCCGCGGCUGGCUCACCGACCUGCAGGCGCAGGUGCACAAGCGCGAGAUCGGCGAGAACUGGGCCGUGAGCCUGGGUAGUGGCUCGCAAGACCUGAUGAGCAAGUGCUUCCAAGCGGUCCUGAACCCCGGCGACCCCAUCCUGGUCGAGACGCCAGUCUACUCCGGCGUACUGCCCACGCUGCGCCAGCUGGGCGCCAAGUGCAUCGAGGUCGACGUCGACGACGAGGGCCUCAGUGCCGACCGCUUGGCGGCUAUUCUCGACAACUGGCCCGCUGGGGAGAAGAAGCCGCGCGUCAUUUACUCUACCCCUGUCGGCUGUAAUCCCUCGGGAUGCUCGAGCUCGGCGCAGCGCAAACUCGACGUGCUCCAGGUUAUGAAGAAGCACGACCUGUUGAUGAUGGAGGACGACCCAUACUACUACCUCACCACGCCCCUGAUCCCGUCCUACUUCGAGCUCGAGAAGCAGGUCUUCCCGGAGGGCGGGCACGUCGUGCGCUUCGAUUCCUUCUCCAAGCUCCUGUCUGCCGGCAUCCGCCUCGGCUUCGCAACAGGACCAAAGGACAUCCUGCACGCGAUCGACGUGCACACGGCAGGCGCGAAUCUGCACACGUCCGCACUCGCGCAGGCCAUAGCGCACAGCCUGUUGUCGCACUGGGGCAUCGACGGGUUCCUCGCCCAUUCCCGCGCCGUCUCCGAGUUCUAUCGCGAGCGUCGUGAUCGCUUCGAGGCUACGGCCAGGAAGGAAUUGGGCGAUUUGGCCACCUGGGUCUCCCCCGUCGCAGGCAUGUUCCUCUGGAUCGACCUGUCCCCGGGCGGGAUUGAGGAUAGCUACAAGCUGAUCCGGAACGAGGCACUCGCCAAGGGUGUGCUUGCUGUGCCUGGGGCUGCGUUCUACCCGAGUGGGAGGAAGAGUCCCCACGUCCGCGUAAGUUUCUCGGUCAUCGACCUCGAGGACGAGUCGCCGGAGGGAUUCCGCCGUCUCGCCGAGGCGAUUCGUGAUAAGCGCAAGGAACUCGGGCUCGAGUGA
Molecule: messenger RNA, 1338 nt
Organism: Trichosporon asahii var. asahii CBS 2479
Lineage: Eukaryota; Fungi; Basidiomycota; Tremellomycetes; Trichosporonales; Trichosporonaceae
Product: aromatic amino acid transaminase
Exons: 4
Coding region: 1-1338 (445 amino acids)
Biological process (GO): biosynthetic process
Molecular function (GO): transaminase activity; pyridoxal phosphate binding
Source: RefSeq, a predicted model, not a curated record